Rodentolepis nana is the source of this 972-nucleotide messenger RNA. The record is from the annotation of a GenBank genome assembly. NCBI's taxonomy places the organism in Eukaryota, Metazoa, Platyhelminthes, Cestoda, Cyclophyllidea, Hymenolepididae.
AUGUAUAAGUACUGCAAUUUUAACAUACCAUUACUUGGAGCAGCAUUUCUUCCUCUAAUUCUGUUACGAGUGAGAGGUAGUGAAGCUUCCUUACCAAGUACCUUGGUGAUUUCCUUAACCAAACCCGCUUCAUUAUUCGAAUCCCCCAUGUGUAAUCGACGACGUUGAUUUUUAGGCAACAUCUCCAAUUUGUUUUCCUCGACGAAUUUUUCGAAGGUUUCAAGGUUUGGUUGUUUGGGAGCUGGUUCCUCAAGUUCACUGCUUUCUUCCAAAUCAUAAACAUCGCCUUUACGAGUAAAGACUUCAUUGAGAGGAUUCGAAUUUGAAGUGAUUGCUGGUGAUUUCCUCCAGUUAUGCUCUCUCGCUUUCUCAGUCAUGGAGGUAGACUGGGGCGUUUUGUUCUUGGGUACAUUAAACUUGCCACCUCUCUCAAUAAUAAUCGGGGUUGUUUUAACUGUAGGAGCCGUUUUACUCCGACAUCGGCCCACAACCCUGGAAGUAGAGGCAUGAGACAAAGGAGUCUCUUUUUCAGAUUGUGAGGCUUCUUGAGGAAAAGUAAAAAUACUAAUAGUUAGAAAGAAAAAUAUAUAAAUAAGAUUUGAUGCAAACCGAUUUACAACUUUGAAUUCAUAAUCUUGAUCGUCUUCUUCGAUCUCUUUGGCAAGACGUUCCUCUGAAGACAGUUUAUUGUGCGACACACUGGCAAUAUCAUCAUCUGAGCUAUUAAGGUCGAUGGCAUCCGUAAUUGGAACUUCAAGAGUUUUACAACUCCCAGUGCGUGUUGGAGUUUCAAGUCCACUUACAACGGAAUAUGGUGAAUUGACUGAGCGACUUGAUGGAGCUCUUGAAGAAAGCCUUCUUGCACUGUUGCAUUCUUCUGUCCUAAUAUAUACACCGAGAGGGGUCCGAGCAGUCUGAUGUUUCAAUCGGGGUUUUGGUCGAGACAUGGGCUUUUUGGGUGAAGGAAUGUGA